This is a messenger RNA of Rasamsonia emersonii CBS 393.64, 1347 nucleotides long. RefSeq lists its product as uncharacterized. The transcript has a single exon. Gene Ontology annotation, molecular function: protein binding. Lineage: Eukaryota; Fungi; Ascomycota; Eurotiomycetes; Eurotiales; Trichocomaceae. The record is from RefSeq and is a predicted model, not a curated record. The coding region runs from base 1 to 1347 and encodes 448 amino acids.
AUGGCGUCAGGCCUUGCAUUUCGUCGGAAUGAGCUGCAGGGGUACACCAUGACCCUUCCUGAGCAUGUAAGAUCGAUCGAUGACUGGAGUGAUGGACACAUGCGUCGCCGUCCUGGAUCUUCCAAACAGCGAGUUUUCCAGUCUCAGGGACGACCAUCACGCGGAACUCUUGGACGGCUGCCUACAGAAGUCCUUCAUGCCAUUUUGCGCUUCUUGGAUGUUCGAACCGUUCUGACUGUUCGACGGAUCAACAACUUCUACUGUUACAUCGUCGAUGGAAUGUCUGAAUACCAUCUAAUCCAAUCUCAUGCUCCAGAGACAUUUAAAGUGAUGAAUGCGACAAAGUCGAGUUCAUUCAUCUCGCUGAAGGACCUCUUUGCUGAAUUCACCCGUUCUCCUCCUCGGUGCUACACCUGCAGUGAUUUUGGCCCCUAUCUAUAUCUACUCGGUUGCCAUCGAUGCUGCUUCAAUUGCCUUCUGACAAGGUCAGAAUAUCAUCUGGGAUUACCAUCUAAUGUGGAAGUGGCAUAUGCUAUUCCCAAGGAAUUGCUAGAUCAGCUUGAUCAAAUAUACAGUCUUCCGACAUGCAGGCUGUGGGUCUGUACCACCACUUCUACGGGGAGGUAUAAUCUUGUUAGCAUUCCAGCUGCCCAGAAGUUUGCGAUUGAGAUUUACGGGAGUCUGGACGCUGCGCACUUGGCAGCUGAUCGACUCUAUGAUGAGGCCAUGGUGCAAUGGGAAACACAGCGAGCUUUCAACGGCAAAUCGUAUAAUAAGCAAAGAGAGCCCACCAAACCCCAUGUAUUGCGAGCGAACCCCCUCGCUCCGCGAUAUCUCUCAACUGCUGCCCCCUUGGGUGCUAUGAUAUUCCCUUUCUGGGACAUCCCCCGACAGAGCCUGGAAGAAGGGGUAUACUGCAGCGCAUGCGUUCUUGCACCAGACUCUUUUUAUUUUUCAGACGAUGAGGCCUUCCAGAAUUAUCAUCGAGCUUACCUCCUACGGGAGAUCCCUAGACAUUUUCAGCGAUGCCGUGCCGUAAAAGAGGGAUAUGGUGCCUUGAUUCGGCAGCAGCAGCUUAAAAUGCCAUUCUGGAACUCACGCUCAAAUUACCGACAACAACCCAAGAUUGUGGGAGAGGAGUUCUUUGUGAACUCUGACGGACAGAUCGACGAAUCGUUGAUGGAAGAAUAUAAGUAUUGGCAGGAGCUAGAGCGCUUUAACGAUCUCAUGCGGAAACUUGCGCCACAGGAGCCAAAGAUCAAGGACGGCAAUAAUAAAGCGAUCUACCUCACCGACGAAGAAAACGGUCAUCUAAGACAAGGAAGGCUGUCGAGCCUGUUGAGGUAG